Dufourea novaeangliae is the source of this 1822-nucleotide messenger RNA. RefSeq names its product probable ATP-dependent RNA helicase DDX56 (gene Hlc). The record is from RefSeq and is a predicted model, not a curated record. The coding region runs from base 176 to 1822 and encodes 548 amino acids. The transcript has 7 exons. Gene Ontology annotation, molecular function: RNA helicase activity; ATP binding; nucleic acid binding. Gene Ontology annotation, cellular component: nucleolus. NCBI's taxonomy places the organism in Eukaryota, Metazoa, Arthropoda, Insecta, Hymenoptera, Halictidae.
GAGCUGUCCAAAGUGAACUAACCGGGUGAGUUUGGCGGGCGCUGAGUUGCUCAUCACUAUCGUACACUUGAAUCAGACAUCAUCAGACAGCAAUAGCAAGCAAUAGUAAACAAGGUGAUUUUGAUUGACAGAUCGACACGUGCUCAUAACAUUUGUGAAUACAUUUUUAUUUAACAUGACGUCUAAUGAAAUGGAAGUAGAUGAAGAAAAUGAAACGAAGCCAAAGCAAUUUCAUGAGUUCGAAUUAGAUGACAGAAUACUUAAGGCUAUUGCAAAAUUAGGUUGGUUAGAACCAACAUUAAUACAAGAAAAUGCAAUACCAUUAAUGUUAGAGGGAAAGGAUAUUUUAAUUCGAGCCCGUACAGGAUCUGGAAAAACAGCUGCUUUUGCUAUACCACUCAUUCAAAAAAUUUUAUUGAACAAACGAUCCCAAAAAAAACAAGAGAUUAAAAGUCUUAUUAUAGCUCCUAGUAAAGAGCUAUGUAAACAAAUACAUGAUGUAAUGAUCAGUUUAACUAUAAAGUGUAGUAGGGAAGUGAGAACAAUUGAUGUUAGUCCACAAAUAGAUCUAAGUGCACAGAAGGCACUGUUAGCAGAGAAACCUGAUAUUGUUGUUGGUACUCCUGGCAGAGUAUUACAACAUUUGAAAGCAGACAAUAUGAAAUUGAAACGUUCCCUGGAAACAUUAGUAAUUGAUGAAGCUGACUUGAUAUUUUCAUUUGGAUAUGAAGAUGAAAUAAAAAGUUUGAUGAAUUAUUUGCCUACUGUAUAUCAAGCAGCUUUAGCUUCUGCAACAUUGUCUGAAGAUGUUGUAACUCUCAAAAAAUUAGUCCUACAUAAUCCAGCAACUCUGAAACUAGAGGAACCUCCAUUAGCACCAUUAUCUCAGCUGUCACAUUACAGUCUUGCUGCAGAAGAAAAUGAUAAGGCUGCUAUUUUAUAUGCUUUAUUAAAGCUGCAUUUAAUUAGAGGAAAGACCAUUAUUUUUGUAAAUAUAGUAGAUCGUUGUUACAAGUUAAAGUUAUUCCUUGAACAAUUUGGUAUACCUACCUGUGUUUUAAAUUCAGAAUUACCAGCUGUUUCAAGAUGUAGAGCAGUUACUCAAUUCAAUUCUGGAACAUAUGAUAUUAUAAUAGCAUCAGAUGAAAAAUCAUUGGAAGAACCACACUUAGUGAAAGUUAAAAAAGGCAAAAGGAAAAAGGACAAGGAAUCCGGUGUAGCACGUGGCAUAGAUUUUCAAUUUGUGUCUAAUAUAAUAAACUUUGAUUUUCCUUUGGAUGUUAACUCUUACAUUCAUAGAGCUGGGCGUACCGCACGAGGAAAGAACCAAGGAACUGCGUUGAGUUUUAUAUCAGUCAGAGAGAGACCUCUCCUUGAACAAGUUGAAGAAGAAUUAAAACAUUGUUACAAUCGCGAUACAUUAUUUAAAACGUACCAGUUUAAAUUAGAGGAGGUUGAAGGUUUUCGAUACCGAGCAAAGGAUGCAUGGCAAGCAGUAACAAGAAUAGCUGUUCGCGAGGCUCGCUUAAAAGAAAUAAAACAGGAAGUAUUGAAUUGUCAGAAAUUGAAAAGCUAUUUUGAAGAUAACCCAAGGGAUUUGCAAUCCUUAAGACAAGAUAAAGCACUGCAUACUGUGAAAUUACAACCACACUUAAAAGAUGUACCUGACUAUAUAGUUCCGCCCUCUUUGAAAAGACUAGUAGGAAUUGGUAAAAGGAAAAGGUUUAAUAGAGAAGCUGCAGCAUCCAGACCUACUGCCACACAAUCGAAAUACAAAGCACGGGCAUCGAAUCCGCUAGUUAGUUUACAAAUACAAAAAUAA